AUGGACAAGCAGAGACCCAAGCAGAAUAACAGCACUGCUCCAAAAGUCCAAACAGCCGAGCAGUGCACACAGACUGAGGACAAAACUACCUCAGAGCUGAUUGAGGAGCUGCAGACAGCACAUGAAGAUCUACAACAGUGGACCACAAAACUCCAGUCCAGUGAGGAGCAGGAGGAGGAAGGUGAGCAGGAGCAGGGAGAGAGGGUCCAAGUCCCGGUCCUGAAAGGUGGAAUCUUUAACCUCAGUGUCAAGCUGCAGCAGGAACAAGCCACAAGAACUGUCAGCUGCACCACUGAGGAGGAGAGCUCCAGCCACGCUGCCCAAAACAAGGAGGUUGAGGAGAUCAACCUUAAAUUCCAGACACUCCAGCAGGAUCUGCUCAAGCAAGCCCUGAGCUUGAAGACAGCAGUGAAACCCAGACAACCUCCAAUUAAAUAUGUCUGGGUCAGAACUCACCGAGACAUGCAGCAGCACACAGACCUGCUGGAUAAGGAGGACAUCCAGAAAAUGAAGACCUCCUUCACACAGCUCAGGUACUUCUCAGGUAAUAUUGACCCAUCAUUUGGUGUCACAAAACAAUGA
This is a messenger RNA of Xyrichtys novacula (pearly razorfish), 582 nucleotides long. NCBI's taxonomy places the organism in Eukaryota, Metazoa, Chordata, Actinopteri, Labriformes, Labridae. The record is from the annotation of a GenBank genome assembly.